This is a messenger RNA of Astyanax mexicanus (Mexican tetra), 4836 nucleotides long. RefSeq names its product cdc42 effector protein 1-like. The record is from RefSeq and is a predicted model, not a curated record. The transcript has 4 exons. Bases 3137 to 4141 code for a protein of 334 amino acids. NCBI's taxonomy places the organism in Eukaryota, Metazoa, Chordata, Actinopteri, Characiformes, Acestrorhamphidae.
UGAUGUGUCUGUGUGUGUGUGUGUGUGUGUGUGUGUGUGUGUGUGUGCACUGUAAACCAGCUUACACACCAAAGGUUUUGGGUUGUACGACAUGACAAAAGUGACGGGACAGCAGUGUAUAUCCAUGAAGUGCUUCUACAGGGGACAGCUUGGGAAUGCCUACAUCUGUCCCCGCCCCCUGUCUGGAGAGCGGUGCUGCAGUUGCUCUCUUGCGUGCAUCAGUGCUUUCUCAGAGGGCUCGUGAGGAAACUCCACACACCACACUGGACUGUAGCAUCAAACUCCAGCGCGAGGACGGGCUUAACUGAGGAGUCCUCGAGGCUGUGCUGUCUGUCUGUCUGUCUGUCCGGAGUGUGUCACAGUUGGACACGAGACGCCGGCUGACGGGACUGUAAGAGGAUUGGAAGAGUCUGACAGAGCGACUGAACGACAGAGACAACGAGAGAGAGGGAGAGAGAGGGAGAGAAGGAGAAAGAAUAAUCUGGCUAAUCCAGAACAGGCCAAUCCCGGCGGAACUCCUCUCCCACGUCCGCGGUGCAACACAGACAACAAAGCGGCGGGGAUUACGUCCAGCCUUGACUGGAGAAAACACCCCCACACAGUCACACUGUGGAGUCCAGACUGUUCUCUUCACAGCCUCGGACACUGCGGAGCACUGACGCCUGGAAACGCUCUGCAGAAACCAGAAGAAUCAGAGCUCUGUGGGAGAGAGAAAGAGGGAGCACUGAGAGACAGAACACAGAAGUCCAGGCAAUAAAAGAGGAUCUCCAGAGGAGAUGAGAUGUUUCUGCAGCUGGAGACUGAGGACAUAACCAGCGCUGACACGCUACUCACUCACUCGUUCACUCCGGGAUGGUUUACUUUGUGUAGAAGCAAUCAAGAACUUCCUGUCUGUGCUGAGAACUGUGGACCAGUUAUUCAAGUGGUAAUGCGCCAGUAGAUAAACUGGUGUAUAAAUGUGGAUGUGGUUAGUGUGGGCGAAUAUUAAGAAUUCUAUGGCUCUAUGUUCUAUGGAUCAGUCUAUAAUUCUAUAAUUCUUACUACUACUAGUAGCAUAGCCUUACAGUUGGGUAGUUCCACAUUUAAUCUGAACUCUUUUAUCUAUUUAUGGGGUUUGAAUCUUUCACUUAUUCAUUUAAUGAACCAAAAGAAAUGGUUCAGCUUCAGCUGUUUGGGCUGGAUGAUAAGCACUAGUUGCAAAGUAGGUUCCAAAAAAUAUAAAUAAUCUAUAUUGAAUAAUAUUGAAAAAGCAAGGAAAGGGUCAAAUUAUAUUCUUUAGGGCGUUUGUUUACUUCAGGUGGUUUUAGUGGUUAAAGUGUUUAAAGAAUAGAUGCUGCUGGUAUUUUAGGGGCUGUCUUAAUUUUUUUUUUGACCAGAUGGACGGAAGUCUUAGUGAUGUCUAGAGAUUGAAGGUGGGGGAUAGAUCAAUCAGCAGGACUGUUCACAGGCAGACUGUGAAGAAGUGUUUAAAAUCCAUGGGAAUCCUAUUAAACUUCCUUAACAGGUUAUUUAUAGGCUUAGAGUGACUGUGGCGAUCUCACUGGGGCACGACCCAAACAACCCAACAGUGUUCUAGAAGGUGAAUUUCACCCAGCAGACCACAAACCAGAACUGUCCAGCUGUGCCUGAGCUGUAGAUGUUCAGAAGAUUUACUAGAUUUACUACUCUUUAAAUAUUUACACCGGUGAGCUGUAAACACUGUGUAAAGUGAUUAGUGUCUGGGUUGUCUAUAGCAGUUAGAAAGUUGCUGUGAAGGUCUGGGUGAAGCCAAUUGCUUGCUUGACCCCAAAUAGUACGUUUUUGGUUGAGUUGCUAGGUUGUUAGAUUCUCUUUUUUCUAACAGAAGGUGAACUUUAAGGCUUUAGGAUUUUGAUUAAGAAUAAGAGAGAGUGUAGGUAGGUGGUGGGCAGGUGGUAGUUUAGUGGGGUUUAGUAAAUGAUUAGGUCUCUAAAUUGCGAUUCCAAUCCAGCCUUCUAAUUUUAUCAUGCUAGUUUGCUAACAGUUCUGCCUCACUUGUUUAUCUGACUUCUCAAACUAGUUCAACAAGUGGUCAACCACUAUUUGGUCUACCCAUUGGGAUUCCUCUAGACCUUGUUGGUGUUUUUAAAUUCUGCUUACAGUUGACUCUUAUUGGUCUCAUUACAAGACUUCCUACACUAGUUCGCACUUUUCUACAGAGGUUUCUGACUGGUCUAUAGUCACGCCCAUUCUGCUGCCAUUCAACAACAGUCAGCAAGAUGGCGCAGACAUCUGGGUGAUGCACCCCUGCUUGCCUAAUUCCAAACAUCUUGUAGGCUAUGGAAUCAUGUUACAGAUGAUGUAGAUGCAAGAGAGGCAUGAGUCGUUCUCCAGAGUUAGAAAAGUCAAAAAGUGGGGUGUAGAUUGGGGUUGUGAUUGGUGAUAGCAGGUGUAGGACCUUGGUGCAGCAUUUCAGGCUGCUUUCCAAAGAAAAAAAGUUGUCUGCGUAGGUUUGCGAGCUCAAGCUCACAUCUGUUCUGGUGAGGAUUCCUGAGUGCAGCUGGAUUUGAUGGACUCUCCAGUCUCCAGUUUUUUAGAGUUUCCUCAAAUAACUAGAUGUUUAAAUCAGGAAAGUAAGAAGGAGCUUAGCUCAAAUAUUUGUGAAGAAGCUCAUUGCUGGAUACUGCAUCACUAGAAGACCUUCCAAAUACUUGAAUCUGCAGUCAGUACACAUUGUGGAUUUUGGCUUGCUCCAUUUGUCACCUGUGGAUCCAGUGCUGAUGGACAGAUGAAGAUUUGAUCAGUGUGUAAUAUGAGAUGAGUCUACAAUAUCUUUAACCAAUUUACUUACAUCUACUCAUUGACGUCUCAGGAGACUUGAUCCACGUUGGCUCUCUCAAGAGGAGAAAACAAAGCAUUUGCUGUUCUCUUCAUUUGUUUUGACCAAUGGAUUUUGGUUGGAUUUUGUGAUGGCACCUCUUAAAAGAAUUGAGAAGACUCUAAUGCGAGUUUGACAAACUUCUCAGCUAAUUCUUCUUAGCAUAUCUGGAUUAUCAAAUACCCAUUCACAAACAACUCACGAUCCUGCUGCUCUUUUUUUCUUUGGCUCUUGGAAUUAAACGGAUUUUGGCAGGAUUCUAGAGAUCCGGACCUUAAAAGCAUCUAAUUCUCUGUCAACAUGAGUCUGGGCAAGCUGCCGGGGAUUAAAGGCCUGGUGUCGACGUCUCACAGCAGGCGGCGCAUUAAGACCGAACUUUCAACCGACAUGAUCAGCAUGCCGCUGGGGGACUUCCGCCACACCAUGCACGUCGGCCGCGGGGGUGACGUCUUUGGAGACACGUCGUUCCUCAGCGAGCAUGGAGGCAAAGGAAGCGCCCAGGAGAGUCCCGACUCUAAGCCGGCGAGGUUUUUCUCCCGUACGCUGCGGCACGUCAGGAGAACCCCCCAGCCCCGGCUCAGAGUGGACUGCAGAGAGUUCUCCUCCCCACCACCACCCGUUUCCCCCAUCAUUAAAAACGCCAUCUCGCUGCCCCAACUCAACCUGGCGAACGGCAGCCUGGAGGGGGCGCUGCUUCCCACCUCCGCCAGCUGCCUGGAGCAGCCACUCUACUCUUACGGUGUUCAGUCGGGUUUCGUCACACUGCCUCGUCUGUCCCGUCUCGACAGGAACUCAACAGAAUCAUCCCCUCCUCAGUCUCAGCAACGCAGAACCUCAGAACCAGACCCAGACCCCUUCUCCACGCUCCACCGGUCCGACUCGCUCACCUCCUUCACUGUGGACCUUGGACCCUCCCUCAUGACCGAGCUCCUGGGCCUCAUCCACAGCUCCAGCAGCCACCAGGUGGCGUCACAGGAUCUAGAGGAUGAAGAGGAAGAGGAGGAGCCAAGCUCAUUAUUUGAGAUGGCGGUAGAGAGUCCAUGUUUGAGCAGUAGGGGGCGUUCCAGCAGUCCGGACUGGACCCAGCCGGACACUGAGAUGGUUGAAAACGAGGACUCUGAUAAACGACUGACGCCGGACGCGUCCAUGUGGUCCCCAGUGAGGGUGGAGCCGACAAUGGAGGCGGAAAGGUUCCAGCAGGCAGCUGACGUCCUGUCACGCCAUUACGGAGGGGGUGGAGUCGUAAAGGAGCGUCGGAAGGCACCGUUUGCUUUUCCUGAGGAAGAGGAGGAGAUCAAAGUUUAAGAGCUUAAAUGUGAAACUGUUCAAUUAAUCAGAAAAAGCAAUCAGAAGAAAAGCCAGUGCAUGUUUGGUGUUUGAAGUUUACUUCUUUAGUUUAUUGCUAGAGCUACAAGGUCAAGGAAUGCUAAGUAUUGGAAGCUGAUAUCAAACUGCAAAUUAGCAUGACGUGCAUGCCUUCAGGUGCUUUCAUACCUGGUUUGUUUGGUCUGGACUAAAAUAACAGGGGUGAAAAUCAAUCAAUCAUUCAACCUUCAUGUCCACUCUGUAAUUUAUUAUGUACUUUUUUUCAAUGCAGCCAAGCCUUUACAAAAUUAAAGGGACUGAAAAAUAUGUUUAAAUUAUAAAAACAAGCAAACAAUAUGAGAUCUUAUUAAAAAGAGAUAAAAUAAUUCAGAAUAAAUAAAAUAUGCAGACAGGCUAAAAUGUAAAGCAAUAAAACUUUGCUAGUAUUGACCCACGCCCUUGACUCAGCAGAGAAGAAGAAAAGAGGGGGAGCGAACUCAGAGAAUUUGGGGUGGAGGUCGGGGCAGCUUCGCUGUAAAGCGUGAAGCCGAAGCCCCCCCUCAUAUAAAGAGAAACAUGAGAAAAAAUAAUAAAAUUAAAGAAGGAGGAAGAUGGGGAGGAGGUGGGUGUGAGGUUGUUCAACGAGCAGGUAGAGAGGAAGUGGCGGUUUAAAUAGGGAAGGAAGUGGAGGAGUG